Molecule: messenger RNA, 5956 nt
Organism: Vombatus ursinus (common wombat)
Lineage: Eukaryota; Metazoa; Chordata; Mammalia; Diprotodontia; Vombatidae
Product: rab11 family-interacting protein 3-like
Exons: 14
Coding region: 43-2691 (882 amino acids)
Biological process (GO): regulation of cytokinesis; endocytic recycling
Cellular component (GO): endocytic vesicle; recycling endosome membrane; midbody
Molecular function (GO): calcium ion binding
Source: RefSeq, a predicted model, not a curated record
GGCUGGUUCUCCGUCGUUGGCCGCCCUGGCCAAUUCCUUCCCAUGAAAAUGGAGCCGGAUUUAUUCGUGACUCUGUCCGCAUCAGCCGGGACCACGUCGGACUCCCUGCUGACGUUUGGGGACCUGUUCCCGGAGCAGAAGGGGAAAUACUUCCUCAUGGACCUGGAGAAAGUGUCAGAGGAAUCCAGGGGGCAGGUGCCUGGUCCCGAUCUGGUGCUGCUUCCUCCAGAGACCCCUCCGCAGCCCUCGGUGCUUUUAGGGCCUGUACUGCAGGAAACGGGGUCUGUGGCUUUCCAGCAAGUUUUGGGGGAGGACUUAUUUUCUAAAGGACCCAUCAAAUAUUUGUAUCGGUUAGAAAAUCAGGACCUCUGUCUUUUGGACCAAGAGACCAACACUUCUGUCGCUGACAUCGAUCAGGAUUUAUCUGUUAGUGACAAGGCGAUGUCUUUGCUAGGUGUGGUUAAUGAUUCUUCUGAAGAAGAUUUUAAUACAGCUAUUACCUUGGUGCAGGAUCCGGUAGUCUCAGACCGGUUAACAGGUUCUGAAGAGCAGGAGCAGGAGGACCUUUAUGCUCUUGAUUUGGGCCCACCUCGGUCACCUCCACAGGAUUUACAAUUGAGCAUAGAACUUAGGGAGCAGGAAUCAUGUACAGAAAACUGCCUUCAAAAAGGUGAUGACAUUCUUCAGGAUCAAAGAGAUUUUUACUUAGGCAUGGACCAGGCUGCUUGCCCGGACACCAAAACCCAGCUCUCAGGACUUGAUCCAGUUUUUUCCUGGACUAAAGAGCCAGAGGAUUAUGUGCCCGGAAGAUGCCAGAAAAGUGUUUCAUUAAGUGCGGAGGAUUUAAAUCAUAGUUACCAAAUUAGUAAUGAAAUAAACUUCUUUCCCUCUUUCACUACUUCCACUUUGUGUGAUCUGAAGUUAGAUAUAGUUCAGAAUAACCUGGGCCAAUCCUCUGAUUUCAACCAGACUGAACCAAUUCCAAAUGAGCCUUCAGGGUGUCAGGAAGAUGGCCCUCGCCUCAGAGCUGUAUUUGAUGCCCUAGACAGAGAUGGGGAUGGUUUUGUCCGUAUAGAAGAGUUUGUGCAAUUUGCUACAGUUUAUGGUGCAGAACAGGUGAAGGAUUUGACUAAAUAUCUGGAUCCCAGUGGACUUGGUAUCAUCAGUUUUGAAGAUUUUUAUCGAGGGAUUACAGCUAUCAGCAAUGGAGAUCCUGAGAGCCAGCUGUAUGAUAUUGGAUAUGUCCAAGAAGAUUCCCCUGCCUGUCCUGAUGAGUUUGAUGACUUUGUUACUUAUGAGGCAAAUGAGGUGACGGACAGUGCUUACAUGGGUUCAGAGAGUACUUACAGUGAAUGUGAAACUUUCACAGAUGAGGAUACCAGCACAUUAGUACAGCAUGAAAUGCACAACGAAGUGGAAACAGACAGCGCUAUUGAUUCUGCUGGUCACUCAGAGUGCCCAGAUGGCAUGGAAGAACCAGAGAAUGGGCCAUUGCUCCUCACACCUGACAAAUCCCUCCCACGUGACCUGUCCUUGAGCUCAGACCUGAACAACCACUCCAUCGUUACCGUGAUCAGUGGGGAGGAGCAUUUUGAAGACUAUGGAGAAGGGAAUGAGGCAGAAUUGUUUUCUGAUAAUUUGUGUAAUGGAGAAGCCAGCUUUAGCAACUCUUUUCUUUCUCCCAGUCCAAAUAAACGACUCUCCAGUAAGAAGGUAGCAAGACAUCUCCAUCAGACUGGAAACCUGACUGUAGAGGCUAUGGAGGAAACUUCUCAGAAUCCUAUGGACUAUACCGAUGAGGACAUUGCUGACAAGGUCAUCUUCUUGGAGAAGAGAGUGACGGAAUUAGAGAAGGACACAGCAGCGAACGGAGAACAACACAGCCGGUUAAAACAAGAAAAUCUGCAGUUAGUGCACAGAGCCAAUGCCCUUGAGGAGCAGUUAAAGGAGCAGGAAUUGAGAGCUGAUGAGAUGAUCCUUGAAGAAAUCAGAAAGCAGAAGGAACUCCUGUGCAAGAUGGAGAGAGAAAAAAGCAUUGAGAUUGAGAAUCUCCAAGCCAGAUUACAGCAGCUGGAUGAUGAAAACAGUGAGCUGAGAUCCUGCACCCCAUGUUUGAAGGCCAAUAUUGAGAGACUAGAAGAGGAAAAGGAGAAAUUGCUGGAUGAGAUAGAAGACCUAACCAUUCAACUCAAUGAAGAGCAGGAAAACAAAAGGAAAAUGGGAGACAAACUGAGUCAUGAAAGGCAUCAGUUUCAGAAAGACAAGGAGUCAACACAGGAGCUGAUUGAAGACCUCAGGAAACAGUUGGAGCACUUACAGCUGUUUAAGCUUGAAGCUGAGCAAAGACGAGGACGGAGCAGCAGUACGGGGCUCCAGGAGUACAACAGCAGGACACGAGAGACUGAGCUGGAGCAAGAAAUCCGAAGGCUGAAGCAGGAUAAUCGAAAUCUAAAGGAGCAGAAUGAUGAGUUAAAUGGGCAGAUUAUAAACCUCAGCAUCCAAGGCGCAAAGAACCUCUUCUCUGCCUCUUUCUCCGAGUCCCUGGCAGCUGAGAUCAGCUCUGUUUCACGUGAUGAGCUGAUGGAGGCAAUUCAAAAACAGGAAGAGAUCAACUUCCGUCUCCAGGACUAUAUUGAUAGAAUCAUUGUGGCGAUCAUGGAAACCAACCCCUCCAUCUUAGAAGUGAAGUAAAGGAAUGAAAUGCUGCCCCUCCAAUCCUGGUGACCUGGUGUGACCUUGCUGCUCUGAGCUUCAGGAGGCCCUGCUAAGCUCUCUAGACCACUAAGGUCUCAUCUCCAUCAAGGGGCAAGGAGGAUCACAUCCCAUUGCCUGAACCAGCCCAGAGCAAUUGAGAGAAAAGCAGAUACAGCUUUGGUUUGGGAUAUCACCCUUGCUUGACUCAGCAGGGUGGAAGGGAAUGUAGUCGAGCAGCACAGAAAGCAGGGGUAAGAUGGAGAGAUGGGAAGGAGGAAGAACACUGCCUCCUUGCCAGUGGCACCAUCUGAGUACGAGGUUAGAGAAACAGGCAAUGAUUCCAGGAGUGUGAUUUGAUUCUCCACCUUUAUUCUGGCAGAUUCCUUUCUCUCUUGAGAGAGAAAGGUUCUCCAAGCAUCUUGCCAUAUUAGAUAGACUAGUUAGAGAGAUUCCUUCUGACUCCAGCGAACCAGUCCACUACGAAUCCCUCAAAGCCCACUUGAAUUCUGAAAUGCUCGCGCUUCUAUCCUGCUCUUUUGGGCCCAGUCUUCCUCACAGGUGAUGUGCAGGCAGGGCUGCAGGUGAAUUGUGUUUUGACUCAGUGCUUCUGAGGUGCUUGUGCAGUUAGGUUCCUCCCUUAAGCCUUGCUUGGCUUCUGACUCCACACUUCAAAGAACAUUCCUGGAAAGUGACUGGCUGAUUUUUAGCAGUGUAAAAGGGAAAGGAAGCUGUUAGACUUCCUCUUCAGGCAUGCGCUGUGUAUUCUGCCUUCUUUUUGAACCCAUCGGUGACACAUGUGAUCCAGGAAGUUCCUAUUUGAGGUCAAGUUGAUUUUAUUUCACACCAGAUGUAAAAGUGUGUUGGCAGCGGUGUGCCCGGCUCCUUUUUCCCUGCUUUGAAACAAUUGUAGCCAUGAAGGAGAUGGAUGAGACGUAAUUACAGAUGACUAGAGGGUAUUGGAAGAGACCAGAUAAAACAGUGGGUUAAAGUAGAAACGUGGUUAUGAGCUCUUGUAAAUGGCCUGCUGUUUCUCUUGAGGGGAUUGAGAGGAGCUAGGCUUAGUUUACGGCUGUUGGAACCAGAUUGGUAGCAGAUUCCCCCUCCCCAAUUCAUUUCCCAUAUUUCCCCUUGCCCGUAUGGCCUUAGAAUUGCUCAGGCAUGCAUCUCACAACAAAAAUUGGGCACACUGCACCUUAACCAAGGUUCUGCCUCACCCUGUCCCUUGCUGCAGUGUAGACAAAGAAACAUUAUCAUGAGGACCUUCAGGAUUAUGUUCAGGAUUCAAGGAUUAUUGGCACUUAGUCAGCAAUCCUUUCAGGCCCUGGUGGCUGAGAUCUUCUUGGGGGCAGGUGUGGCUUAUUGCAAUAAUCCUUUUGGGGCAGGCUCUGUUAGUGAUAUUUUGAAACUAUACAGAAUAACCCUUCUCCAGCUCACCUUCACUAUUUCUAUGAUAUGAAGGUUAUAUUCCUCUCAAAAUCAGUUGAGAGAAUAGGCUUUUGGUUUUAUAUUUAGUUCUUUUUCUUCAAAAUGGGAGAGAGUACCUCCAUUCUACUGGUGUACUAUAAGUAUCUUGAUAUCCCCCGGACAAUAGUACCAUUAGGGAUUCAGCCUUAUCCAGCAUUCCAGUGGAUUGAUGGUGGUGGGAAGAUAGUUCAUUGGAAAUUAACUUCAGAUAUUUAGGAGACUAGAUCCCCCCCACCCCAACAUUGGACACUUUAACAUUAAUCAUGACACAGUUGUUUUUUAAAUACAAAAAGGCUUGGAGAGGGCCAUCUGAGAUUCCCUCCUAGGCAAAACUGGCUGGCUUUUAGGAUCUUCUUUAGACUGUUGAGUCUCUAGACAGUCAAAUGAUAAGACUUCAGCCUCCCAGCAAGGCUUAGGACAGCAUUGACAAAUGCCUUGAAGAGGCAAUGACUAGUGUGUGUUAUCCUGCUGCUUGUAGAAUAACCACAGCCACUGCUGCUUUGGGGAGCACACCCAUGUCUGAUUUACAUAGUAAUUUUUCAGUGUGAACACGGGAGUUUUCUACAUCUGCACCACAGGAGAAGUGUGGACUUUUCUGGGCUUCAUGUUACAUACUUUAAGGUGCCAUAAAACAGGAAGAUCAGCUCUCUGAACUGGGUUUCCUUCCCACCCAUCCACCAUGUUGUUGGUUUUUGUUCUUGUUUCUUAAGAAUAGCUUGUUCCUUAACCACGGUGUGUCUUUGGCAAGAGAAGGGGGAGACCAGAGUCGAUCAAAUCCCUGCCUUAGAAAGUGAUGGGUGACUGGGAGUAGUUGACAGUGGCAUCCCAAAGGCAAAGGUUGAAUGGAAAAAUGUCAUCCCUGAAUAUUUGUGAAAUGUACUUCUUAAAAAAUUCCCCCUUCCCUGAAUUCUUCCUUUACUGGGUCUCUUCCAUUUCCCUCUUUCCUGUCCAUUCUUUCCCUGCCUCUCACCACCCCCUCCCCAGUCCUUACCCCUGCCACUGGCCUGAGUUGGGUUGUGCUUCCAGAUUCCUUGAGACUUUUCAUGAAUUUGCCACCAAAUCACUUGCUGCUUUGGCAUGUCCCCCUGGAGACUCCGCAAGGUGUGUUCCCUAAGCUCCACAGGGGAGACCGAUUAUACCUAAUCCUUCUGAAUCUGAGCACUGAGCCAUGAGGCCUUCCCUUCUUCCCUUUCACAAACUUGUCCUGUUCCCAAUCAGUAUUUCCCCCUCCUGUGAGUAUGGGUAUGUGUGCACACCCCUUCCUUUCCCAUCAAGAUUCAAGAUGUUGCCUCGUACAUUUUUGGAAAAGCUUUGGGUGUAAAUCAGUAUAUACUGGAGGAGAGAUUUUUCUAUCUUGUAGAGUAGGUAUUUUUUAUAGACUGAAGGUUGAUCAAUUUUUUAAUACUUUCAAGAGAGAAAACUGUAUCUGUGUAUACAUAUUAAAUAUAUAUAUAUAUGUAUAAAUAUAUAAAUAUUGAAGCUCAGCCUUUCUCCACUUGGGGUAAUGUAUCCCUGGUGACAGCCUUUUUGUUUUCUGUUGAUCACUAAGAGGUACUGUAAAUGUAAAUAUGACUCGCCGGGAAAAGUUUAAAGACAAAACAAAAACCAACAUGCAAACAAAAAAACAAAGCACUGACUUGACCACUGACCAUGCUUUAAACCCCCUCCCCCAAGGAAAAUGACUUCCAGAUGAAGUUCCUGAGCCCCUGGUAUGUGAAAGGAAUGCCGAAGAAAAGGCAGCCAAUGUGGUCUUCAAUGAUGCACCGAUUCCUGUCUGAUUAAAAGCUGUUACCGUCAA